AUGCUGAGGUUUCUGUUUCUGCUCCUCGGGCUCCUCGGGCUCCAGACAGACAGUAGUAAUUCUGAGCUGCUCCCUGUGCAAAUUAUAAUUCCAGAGAAAAAACGGUCAACCACAAAAGAUGGAGUUGAAUCAAAUGUGUCUUACAACAUUAUAAUUGAUGGAAAAACAUAUACUGUGAACCUGAUGCAAAAAACUUUCUUACCUCCUAGUUUUAGAGUUUAUGGCUAUAAUGGCACAGGAUAUAUGAAGCCUUUUGAACAACAGAUUCAGAAUUUUUGCUACUACCAAGGGUAUAUUGAAGGGUAUCCAAAUUCUAUGGUGAUCCUUAGCACAUGUACUGGACUCAGGGGCUUACUACAGUUUGAAAAUGUAAGUUAUGGAAUUGAGCCCUUGGAACCUUCAGUUGGUUUUGAACAUGUGAUUUAUCGAGUAAAUCAUAAGAAUACAGCUGCUUUUUUAUAUGCUGAGGAGAGUAUCGAGCCAAGAGACUUUCCCUAUAAAAUACAAAGUAUAAAGUCACCUACAGAUUUCUUUAAUUAUAUAGAAGUGCAUAUUAUAGUUGAAAAAAAUUUGUAUAAUCAUAUGGGUUCUGAUACGAUUGUUGUCACUCAAAAAAUUUUCCAAUUAAUUGGAUUGACUAAUGCUAUUUUUACUUCAUUUAAUAUUACAAUAAUUCUGUCUUCAUUGGAGCUUUGGAUAGAUGAAAAUAAAAUGCCACUAACAGGAGAUAUUAAUGAAUUAUUACACAAAUUUUUAAAAUGGAAAAGAUCUUACCUUGUUUUGCGUCCACAUGAUAUUGCAUUUUUACUUGUUUACAGAGAAAAAUCAGAUUAUGUCGGUGCAACCUUUCAAGGAAAGAUGUGUGAUAGACAAUAUGGAGGAGGCAUUGCUCUGCAUCCCAAAGCCUUAAGUCUGGAAUCACUUGCAGUCAUUAUAGCUCAAUUACUGAGCCUUAGCAUGGGAAUAGCUUAUGAUGACAUUGAUAAAUGCCAGUGUUCAGGAGUUGUCUGCAUAAUGAACCCAGAAGCAAUUCAUUCCAGUGGUGUGAAGAUCUUUAGUAACUGCAGCAUGGAAGAUUUUAUACAUUUUAUUUCAAAGCCCAAAUCCCAGUGUCUUCGAAAUCAUCCACGUUUAGAUCCAUCAUAUAAAGCUGCAGUUUGUGGUGAUAAACAAGUGGAAGAAUCAGAAGCAUGUGACUGUGGGACUGCAGAUGAGUGUAAUGCAAUCCAAGAAAAUUGCUGUGAAAGUACCACAUGUCAACUAAAAACCGAUGCCGAAUGUUUAAUGGGACCAUGCUGUGACAGGUGCAAAUUUUCACCAAAAGGAACUAUAUGUAGGAAUCCCUUAUAUGAAUGUGAUCUCACUGAAUAUUGCAAUGGAUCAUCUGGAGAAUGUCAAGAGGACCUUUAUGUUCAGGAUGGUCAUCCAUGUGAAGAUGAUAAAUGGCUCUGCUUAGGGGGACAGUGUAAGAGUCUGUCAGCACAAUGUUUAGAAUCAUUUGGUCAAGGUUUAUCUGGGGGUCCUCCUGAAUGUUAUAAAUACCUUAAUUCUAUCGCUGAUAGAUCUGGCAACUGUGGUGCAGAUGCUUCAGGAUACAAGAAGUGUGAACAAAAAGAUGUGUUGUGUGGAAAAUUAAUAUGUAUAUAUGAAGGUGACGUUAUACUUGAAAAUUCAGAAGCUAUUGUUAUUUAUACUAAUAUAAAUGGAAAUAUCUGUGUCUCAUUGGAAUAUAAAUAUGACCAUGCUAAUGCACAGAAGAUGUGGGUAAGAGAUGGAACUGUUUGUGGUACAAAUAAGGUGUGCAAGCAAAAUCAGUGUGUAGAUAAUGACUUGGGUUAUGACUGUACUGCACAAAAAUGCAACAAUCAAGGUGUAUGCAAUAAUAAAAAAAACUGCCACUGUAAACCCACCUAUUUACCUCCAGAUUGCCAAAGUGAAGAUUCUACAUUUCCUGGUGGGAGUAUUGACAGUGGCAAUUUUCCAGUUUCACAGAUCCAAGCCCGUAAUCUUGAUAGAGUCUAUCUUGACAAUGUUUAUCCUUCCAAACCUUCGAGAUGGCCAUUUUUCCUACUCAUUCCUUUUUGUGUUAUUCUCUCUAUAAUGAUAGUAACCCUGAUAAAAUUUUAUUUCCAAAGAAAGAAAUGGAAAACUGAGGACUAUACAAGCGAUGAGGAGCUUGAAAGUGAGAGUGAACCCAAGAGUAG
Messenger RNA from Pipistrellus nathusii (Nathusius's pipistrelle), 2204 nucleotides. NCBI's taxonomy places the organism in Eukaryota, Metazoa, Chordata, Mammalia, Chiroptera, Vespertilionidae. The record is from the annotation of a GenBank genome assembly.